Messenger RNA from Colletotrichum scovillei, 1144 nucleotides. RefSeq names its product carbonyl reductase. The record is from RefSeq and is a predicted model, not a curated record. The transcript is spliced from 3 exons. Lineage: Eukaryota; Fungi; Ascomycota; Sordariomycetes; Glomerellales; Glomerellaceae. Gene Ontology annotation, molecular function: oxidoreductase activity. The coding region runs from base 76 to 942 and encodes 288 amino acids.
CCUGAACAAACUCCCUUCUUUUGACCUUUUAUCCUCCAGAUUUGUGUUCAAAGAAUCUCCCUCGCUGGAAACGCCAUGACAUACUCACGAGUUGGUGUGGUGACCGGUGCCAACAAGGGCAUCGGAUUUGCCGUUGUCCGACAGCUCGCGCUGCAAUAUCCCAAUUCCUAUCUAAACAAUGGCUCGCUGCUCAUCUAUCUAACUGCGCGCGACAAGUCUCGCGGUGAGCAAGCACUCAGCAAGAUUCAAGGCGACGCGGAUCUCAAGCAGGCCAAGGCCCUGUCUACCCACGGUGGCGCGGCGGACAUCAAGUACCACCAGCUUGACAUCUCAGAUUCAUCCAGCAUCUCGAACCUCGCAUCAUUUCUGAAAAAGGAACAUCCCGAUGGCGUUGACUUCAUCAUCAACAACGCUGGCAUUGCCAUGCAAGGUUUUGACUCGAACGUGGUGAAAAAUACUCUAGCAUGCAACUACUACGGUACACUCGAAGCGACACGCGCCUGGAUCCCGGUAAUGAAGCCAGAUGGUCGCAUCGUGAACGUCGCAUCGGUGUCAGGGUCUCUGAGCAAGUACUCGCCAGAAAUUAAGCAGCGCUUUCUCGACGCGCAGUCUGUGUCGGACGUCACCGAGCUGAUGGAGGACUUCACCGCCGCGGUCGAGAAGGGCACGCACGAGAAGCAAGGUUGGCCCAGCGCCGCGUACGCGGUCUCCAAAGCUGGCGAAAUUGGCAUGACCAAAGCCAUCGCCAAGGAGUUGCAGGACAAGGGAAGCAAGAUGCUCGUCAACUCGUGCCAUCCCGGGUACGUGGUCACGGAUAUGACGCGAGGCGGCGGCACCAAGACACCUGACGAGGGUGCGCAGACACCUGUGCAUCUGGCGAUUGCAGAUAUUGGUGGCAAAACUGGAGAGUACUGGUCUGAUGAGAAGGUCGCCAGGUGGUGAGCUUUUUAGCGGAACAUGCCCAAACUGAGCAAUAUGACGAAGAGGACGCAGGGCUAGUUGACAAUGGCAAAAAUGAAGCCUGGCUGACGAUUGUGGUCGAGGCAAAAACAAAUGAGGUCCAUCCAGGAUUCGAACCUGGGCCUACGGAAGGUUCUGAGAAUCAGAAUCCGACGUCCUAACCAACUAGACUAAUAGACCAUUG